Striga hermonthica is the source of this 924-nucleotide messenger RNA. Lineage: Eukaryota; Viridiplantae; Streptophyta; Magnoliopsida; Lamiales; Orobanchaceae. The record is from the annotation of a GenBank genome assembly.
AUGAGAUUCUGCAUAUCGUCCGAUUUUCUAGGCUGCAUCGGAAAUAGGUUCAAUGAUGAAUUCCUCGAGAGCACCAACAUUGUCCAGAACAAACAGUUGAACAAUAAUGUGACAAAUCUUGCACCUACAGCCUUCUUUGAGCAGCCUCAUGCUUUUUCGAGCUUACAUGCCGAAGCUCUUAGCCACAUGGAACACGAACGAGACGAACAUGUUAACUCAUCGACUGCUAAUUUGAGUGAUUUGCAGUUGAUUGUGAGCUCAUGUGGAGGCGAACAGUCAGCGGGAGAUGAUGACGACGGCUCUUGUGCUUAUUCUGUCAAGGGUUUUUGGACAGUUGAAGAGGAUAGAAAAUUGAUUAAGCUGGUUAGGCAAUAUGGACUAAAGAAAUGGGCUCUUAUAGCUGAUCAAAUGGAUGGACGAAUCGGAAAACAGUGUCGCGAGCGAUGGCAGAAUCACUUGCGGCCUGAUAUCAAGAAAAGUCUAGUUUGGACGGACGACGAAGAGAAGCUGAUAAUCUGGGCCCACGAGAAAUUCGGCAACCGUUGGGUCGAGAUUGCGAAGUGCGUACCGGGCAGAAGCGAAAACGCGAUCAAGAACCACUGGAACGCAACCAUAAGGAAACAAACGUCGAAAAGAAAGAUUCGAAAGCCAGAGAGACUUCGAGGCCUAGCGCAGUCGACCGUCUUGGAAGAGUAUAUCAAGAAGAAGUAUUUCGAUGAUAACGAAUCUUCUCCCUCGACCAACAUGGAAACCGAAAACAACAACAACAAUAAUAAUAAAAUUAAUGAUAAUCGUUUGUCGCAUAGCGAUAGCCUAAUCAAUGAAGACGGGCCGAGUUAUCAUCUCACGGCGUUGGAGACGUUCGAGGAGGAGAUGAACUUCAUGAAAAACCUAUUUCCUAAUAAGGACAAUGUUAUAAGCUGA